CACUUGGGCUCUACCAUACUUGUGCCCUGCUUGUUAAUGCCCUCUCGCUCGGGCCUGGUCGGACCUCUCUUUCGCCCGUGACAGUUCAAUCGGCUCUCGCGUUAACUCUCCCCGACGUCGUCGCUGCGAUUCCGAAGUAGUCAACUAAUUCAGUCGUUGCGCUCGAUGUGAACAGACGUGCGUGUCGGAACAAACAGCCGAAAAUCAAACACGAAAAUCAAACAGAAAGCCAAACACAGAAGAAUCUCAGACUAAAUCUGAGCAAUCAGAAGAAUCAGAAACCCAAGUGUCAAGUGACUAAAGUGACAAGUGUCUUUAGCGUUGUGUGUAUUUAAGCCAAGUUUAAACCAAAUCAAUGGCCCUGGAGGAUCGCUGCAGUCCACAGUCAGCGCCCAGUCCCGUUACCCUACAAAUGCAGCAUCUCCACCAUCAACAGCAACAGCAACAGCAGCAGCAGCAACAACAGCAGCAACAAAUGCAUCUCCACCAGCUGCAGCAACUGCAGCAGUUGCAUCAACAGCAAUUGGCCGCCGGUGUCUUCCAUCAUCCGGCCAUGGCCUUUGAUGCCGCUGCAGCCGCCGCUGCUGCAGCAGCUGCUGCGGCCGCCCACGCCCAUGCUGCUGCACUGCAGCAGCGUCUAAGUGGCAGUGGAUCUCCUGCAUCCUGCUCCACGCCCGCCUCGUCCACGCCGCUGACCAUCAAGGAGGAGGAAAGCGAUUCCGUUAUCGGAGACAUGAGUUUCCACAACCAAACGCACACCACCAACGAGGAGGAGGAUGUGGAGGAGGACGAUGACAUCGAUGUGGAUGUUGAUGAUACAUCAGCAGGAGGACGUCUGCCACCACCCGCCCACCAGCAGCAGUCCACGGCCAAGCCAUCGCUGGCCUUUUCCAUCUCCAACAUCCUCAGCGAUCGUUUCGGUGAUGUUCAGAAACCAGGAAAGCCCAUGGAAAAUCAGGCUAGCAUUUUCCGGCCAUUCGAGGCGAAUCGCUCUCAGACAGCCACGCCCUCCGCCUUCACCAGAGUGGAUCUCCUGGAGUUCAGCCGCCAACAGCAGGCCGCCGCUGCUGCAGCCACUGCUGCCAUGAUGCUGGAGCGGGCCAACUUCCUGAACUGCUUUAAUCCCGCUGCCUAUCCCAGGAUCCACGAGGAGAUCGUUCAGAGCCGCCUGCGAAGGAAUGCAGCCAACGCCGUCAUCCCACCGCCCAUGAGCUCUAAGUUGAGCGAUUCGAAUCCCGAGAAGUCCGCCCUGGGAUCCCUGUGCAAAGCGGUCUCGCAAAUUGGACAACCUGCUGCCCCAUCGAUGACACAACCUCCCCUGAGCAGCAGUGCCAGCAGUCUGGCCAGUCCACCACCUGCCUCCAAUGCCUCCACCAUCAGCAGCACCUCCUCCGUGGCCACAAGUUCGAGUUCCUCCUCAUCCGGUUGCUCCUCGGCAGCUAGCUCGCUGAACUCCUCGCCCAGCAGCCGUUUGGGAGCAAGUGGCUCUGGAUCUGGCGUUAAUGCCAGCAGUCCCCAGCCUCAACCCAUUCCUCCGCCAUCUGCCGUUAGCCGGGAUUCCGGCAUGGAGUCCUCGGAUGAUACACGAUCCGAAACGGGAUCCACCACCACAGAGGGCGGCAAGAACGAGAUGUGGCCCGCCUGGGUUUACUGCACCCGCUACAGCGAUCGUCCCAGCUCAGGACCCCGCUACCGCCGCCCCAAACAGCCAAAGGACAAGACCAACGACGAGAAGCGACCACGCACAGCCUUCUCCAGCGAGCAGUUGGCCCGCCUUAAACGGGAGUUCAACGAGAAUCGCUAUCUGACCGAAAGGAGACGCCAGCAGCUGAGCGGCGAAUUGGGCCUGAAUGAGGCGCAGAUCAAGAUCUGGUUCCAGAACAAGCGGGCCAAGAUCAAGAAAUCCACUGGCUCCAAGAAUCCUUUGGCCCUGCAGCUGAUGGCCCAGGGAUUGUACAACCACACCACCGUGCCGCUGACCAAGGAGGAGGAGGAGCUCGAGAUGCGCAUGAACGGGCAGAUUCCUUAAGCAAAAGGCAAAAGGCAGUUUUCAAAGGACCUUCAAAGGGGGCGUGCAAUAUUCGAGGGCGUACAAAUGGUUUUUCAUGUGAUAUAAUUGUAGCGUACAUAUGUUUUUGUAUAUAGUAUAUAUAUAGUAUAUAUAUAUAUCUUUAAACCCUAACUUAGCCUAAGAUCUAAACGUAGCGAAUUUGAGCUGUAAGUUGUUGGCCUAUUUAUUUAACCACCUUUGGCUAGCCGAAAAGUAUUAAGCUAUCAAGAAAACACCCUAAUCAAGGCUUCUAGCUAUCGCUUCGACUUUCAGACACUUAUAUUCCUACACACGAAUCAUCUAUAGUUAUUAUUCUCGAUAAAUUAUGUGCUUACGAACCAAUCUGUAUAUUAAGUAACUUAACAGUUUCCCACACUUAGCCUAAUUCUUAGUUAGUCUUAAGGAUCGCUAUGAAUGAGUAUUUUUAGUUACUAAGCGAAAUGUUAAACGAGCAACUAAUAGCUGGCAAAUGCACCUAAGAAAUUAACGACGAAAUGUUUGUGCUAAAGCAAGUUCAAGAAAAGAAAAAAGAAAACUCAAAAAAAGUGAAAUAAAAGAAUUAUGAAAAUUUACAUUUUGGUCUUUGCAAGAUUAAAGGGGGCAAAAUAUCAAGCCUACAUCUGGGUUAAUCGUUGGCAUUAUCCUUGGUUUUUCUCUCUGAUAUUUCCCCAUGCAACUGUCACAUCAAAGGCUGCAGGUCUUUAAAUCAAACCAACACUUGUCGUCAGAGGGCGAGGGCGAAAUUGCCCUGCUAAUUGCACAAUCACAUUCCGAAUCAAAAUCAGAGGCAGCAUCUUGGUCUUCGAUUC
This is a messenger RNA of Drosophila eugracilis, 2859 nucleotides long. Its product is annotated as segmentation polarity homeobox protein engrailed. Gene Ontology annotation, biological process: regulation of transcription by RNA polymerase II; multicellular organism development; neuron differentiation. Gene Ontology annotation, cellular component: nucleus. Bases 356 to 2029 code for a protein of 557 amino acids. Gene Ontology annotation, molecular function: DNA-binding transcription factor activity, RNA polymerase II-specific; RNA polymerase II cis-regulatory region sequence-specific DNA binding. The transcript has 3 exons. The record is from RefSeq and is a predicted model, not a curated record. NCBI's taxonomy places the organism in Eukaryota, Metazoa, Arthropoda, Insecta, Diptera, Drosophilidae.